Molecule: messenger RNA, 753 nt
Organism: Saprolegnia diclina VS20
Lineage: Eukaryota; Oomycota; Saprolegniomycetes; Saprolegniales; Saprolegniaceae
Exons: 1
Coding region: 1-753 (250 amino acids)
Molecular function (GO): heme binding; oxygen binding
Source: RefSeq, a predicted model, not a curated record
AUGGGCACAUUUUUCUCUGGGCCGUCGUACAAGUACAAAGUCAAUGUCGACGGCAACGGCAAACUUUUGCUCGCGCGGGGCCACACCAAACUGCUCAAGAAAUACGCACCCAACUUUACCGCCACGCGCGCACCGACGCCCAAGGACGAAGAGCUCAUGACGCGGUCGUGGGAAGUCGUUAUUGGCGCGAAAUUACGCGCCGAGCUCGAGCGGCGAAAGCUCCAAGUCAACUCGGACCCGGACGCGCCGCCCGAGUCAUCGGCCGUCGUUCAGUUCUACGACGUCUUCUUCACCAACUUGUACGCAAUCGACCCGGCAACGCGACCGGUCUUUCGUAAUUCGAUGCACGUACAAAGCAAGGCGUUGGUCAACAUUGUCGGUGCGAUCCGCCACAUUUUGCACUCGGCCGAUGCCACAAAUAACAUUGCAGCCCUGGCACUGCGCCAUAUUCAGUAUGGCGUCAAGCUCGAGUUCUUUGACAGCCUCGGCCUCGCCAUGAUUGAGACGCUGCGGUCGCUCGGCGGCAGUUUCUGGAGCGACGACGUUGGCGACGCGUGGCGCACGGUCAUCGCAUACAUCAUCUGCCUCCUCGUCCCACCGUACAUGGAAGGCGCCCGCAGCAAGGAGCACAGACACUUGACGAUGGCCACGUCGCGGUCUCGCACCAGCGCCUCCCGCGUCGCAGUCGGCGACACGCAUCCGUCGUUCAUUGCAUCGACAACACACCCCUCGACGACCGAAGUUGUCAGUUAG